AUGGGCCCCUGUACCGCCUCCUCAUGCUGCUGCCAGGCCCGUAAUCUGCCAUGGGCCCCCGUACCGCCUCCUCAUGCUGCUGCCAGGCCCGUAAUCUGCCAUGGGCCCCUGUACCGCCUCCUCAUGCUGCUGCCAGGUCCAAAGUGUCUCAUGGGUCCCUGUACGGCCUCCCAUUGCUGCUGUCUCCAUCACCACACUCUGCCAUGUGCCACUUUCAGGUCUCCUCACACUGCUGGUGGGUUCCAUUUUUGUCAUAGGGUGCUGUAUGGCCUCCCAUUGCUGCUGCCUCCACCGCCACACUGUGGCUCCACACUCUGGUUUUGGCCCCGUGACUGCCCAAAUGAGUGAAGUGUGCGGUGAUUCUAAGAUCGACGGCACUCAUCUGCAUGUCAUACUGACUGACAGUAUUAUUUCUCUUCCCCAGCAGACUCCAAGGGCAUUUAAAUUAAAGGUACAGUGUUCUGCACUAUUAUAA
This is a messenger RNA of Staurois parvus, 475 nucleotides long. The record is from the annotation of a GenBank genome assembly. NCBI's taxonomy places the organism in Eukaryota, Metazoa, Chordata, Amphibia, Anura, Ranidae.